Molecule: messenger RNA, 1984 nt
Organism: Electrophorus electricus (electric eel)
Lineage: Eukaryota; Metazoa; Chordata; Actinopteri; Gymnotiformes; Gymnotidae
Gene: chmp2ba
Product: charged multivesicular body protein 2Ba
Biological process (GO): vacuolar transport
Source: RefSeq, a predicted model, not a curated record
GUGCGUCACAGACGAAGACUUUUGGACAGGCGGUUAAAACAACAACACGGCCGUUAUUACAGUUUUAAAGUGUUCACCGAAACGCCAUGGCGUCAUUGUUUAAGAAGAAGACUGUUGACGAUAUCAUCAAAGAGCAGAGCAAAGAGCUGAGAGGGACCCAGAGACAGAUCACCAGAGAUCGUGCAGCCCUGGAGAAACAGGAGAAGCAAAUGGAAAUGGAAAUUAAGAAGAUGGCCAAGACAGGCAAUAGAGAGGCCUGCAAGAUCCUGGCCAAGCAGCUGGUCCAGCUGCGUAAGCAGAAGAACCGCACCUACGCCGUGAGCUCGAAGGUCACCUCCAUGUCCACGCAGACCAAGGUCAUGAACUCUCAGAUGAAGAUGGCUGGGGCUAUGUCUACCACAGCCAAGACAAUGCAGGCUGUUAAUAAAAAAAUGGAUCCAAAGAAGACUUUGCAGACGAUGCAGGAUUUCCAGAAAGAGAACUUGAAGAUGGGCAUGACGGAAGACAUGAUCAAUGAUACACUAGAUGAAAUCUUUGAGGAAUCAGGCGAUGAAGAAGAAUCUCAGGACAUUGUGAACCAAGUGCUGGACGAGAUUGGCAUUGAAAUCUCCGGAAAGAUGGUGAGAGCCCCCUCAGCCGGAAAGAGCCUCCCCAGCGCGUCCAGGGCUAAGGCAGCUACCAUUUCAGAUGAGGACAUUGAGAGGCAGCUAAAGGCCCUGGGAGUGGACUAAAGCUUCCCCCCAUUCCCCCACUGCACUUGUGCUCUGAGUGCCACCAGACUGCCUUUACUGGCAGGGACACAGGGAUCGCUAAUAACCUAAUAACAUAAAAAUAUGAUUAUGGUGCAGUUUGUAAGACUCCACUUACUUUAAUGAUUUAAAAAGCACAUGGUGGUAAUGGGAUUGAAUGAAGGAAUGUUCCUGAGGUCAAAGAAUGGGACACAAAGAUUUUCCAAAUGCUCAUAAAAUAUUGGACUUCCUUAAUCUGCAUCAGUUUUUAAAAAACAAUUGGCCCUUUACUGCAGUGAAAGACAAGUCACCACUAAAUAUACUGGGAUCUUCUAAUGUAAUGCUUUAAUGUAAUGCUCUGGCUGCAUAACACAACUUUUAAUGUACAACAGACAUUAUGGGUUCUGUGAAUAUAAUACUAAGUUUCUGGUAAAGUGUUAGUAAGUGGCCACUUGCAUUGUUUGCAUGUGUUUCCAUGGGUGAUUGGGCUAUAUUAUACGUUAUUUACUGAAGAAUUUACUAUAUUUCUUUAUGCCUCUGUAAGUUCUUUGUCAUGAUUAUCAGAAGUAACAAUUCUCCUAAAGUCUUGCAUGAAACUCUUGAAUGUCAUUGUGAUGAAAUGGUUUCCCCCUUUACAUUUUGACACACUGACUGUUCAGCAAUUUGACAAAUGUUUGUAAUUAACAGCCCAACUGAAACUAAUUUAGAUAAUGUACAUGAUUGCCAAUGAUGUACAAAGUGGUCCUGUCAGUGGAAUUCACUCUGUAGCUCAACUGAAAGGCAUUUGACAGACGUGUCCUUGCCAGUUAAUUAUGCAGUCGAGCAUUUACUGAAGAACAUCACAUUUCAGGUGUCAUUACCAGAGCCUUAUCUACAUAUGCAAACUAAUAAUGUGAGUCUGUUACUGAGCUGAGAACUGAACCACCAUUUCUUAUUUGGAUGAGUGCUGAAUUUUGAAUCAUGCUGUAUCUAUUAUUGUACUUGAAAUGUAAAGGAUGAAUACACUAACCUCAUUAAGUUCUGGUGUAAUCAGAGAACACUAACCUCAUUAAGUUCUGGUGUAAUCCAGAGCCAGACUGGAAGCAAUAUAUAUAUAUAUAUAUAUAUUAUCCAUGUUUGUUUUUUGACUUUACCAUUGUGAGAUUCUCAGCAUGUUCUAAUUUAAUAUUACUUUUCUCUUAACUUAUGUAUUUAUAUGAAUGUACAGUUUAUGGGUCAGUUUUGUUUUGUAGUGAAUAAAACAUUUUCAUAUCUUG